Messenger RNA from Bipolaris maydis ATCC 48331, 1150 nucleotides. Its product is annotated as ribonuclease H-like domain-containing protein. Lineage: Eukaryota; Fungi; Ascomycota; Dothideomycetes; Pleosporales; Pleosporaceae. Gene Ontology annotation, molecular function: nucleic acid binding; RNA-DNA hybrid ribonuclease activity. The record is from RefSeq and is a predicted model, not a curated record. Gene Ontology annotation, biological process: DNA replication, removal of RNA primer.
AUGUGGUCUGAAGAAUUUCCAGGUUUCGAGCAAGUCAGUACUGACGGUAGCUCUCUCGGGAACGGAAAGAAGAAGGCUACAGCUGGUGUUGGUGUUUACUUCGGACCCAAUGACCCAAGGAAUUAUGGCGAGCCCUUGGGCCCGGGCCCCCAAACCAACCAACGCGCUGAGCUCAAAGCUGUCCUGAAGGCCUUGCAAACGAUACCCAUCACGCAGAAUCUACUCAUUGAAACAGACUCGACAUACGCUAUCAUGAGUGUGACGGAAUGGUAUUAUAAAUGGGAAUGGAAGAGUUGGAGGAAGGGCAAAGGCGCGCCGUUCAAGAAUAUAGACUUGAUCAAACCGAGCGUUGGUCACUUGGAGCGGCGCGAGGCGAUAGGCAGCGCAACGUAUUUUCGUUGGGUCAAGGGUCAUACGGACAAUCCAGGCAACGAAGCAGCUGACAAGCUAGCUGUCGCAGGAGCAAGGCGCGAAUACGUACGACGUUACGGCGAACCCGAGGAGAAGGAGAGGAGGCCGCGAUGUACCUUCCGCGAGGCCCCGUUUGGCUGGAAGGUGGUGCGACACCCAGAUGGAACCGAGACCCUCGAGCCGAAUCCACAAGAAGUGAAUAACUACACGAAAAAGCAGAAGAAGGCGGCGGAAAAAAGAGAAGCUGAGCGGAUAAAGGUUUUCAAAUCUAGACGCAGAAGAGGAGGAAGCGCAGCGCAGCGUAUGGCUAUUAAAGCCGCCAGAGCAGCAGAAGCGACCAAAGCGGCCGAAGCGACCAAAGCGGCCGAAGCGACCAAAGCGGCCGAAGCGACCAAAGCGGCCGAAGCAGCAGAUGCAUGGCUCGCUGAAAUGGACCCAGAUCCGACGUCAGACGUUGCAGCACAAAGUGAAUAGUUGGUGAGGGGUUCGAUCACAUUGUCAUGGCUGACAGCAGAAGCCAAUGUCUUCGAAGCCAACAAAUCAAGAAGCGUCAAACGUCUUCCCAUCCAUACAACACUCUUCUCCAGCCGCCGAUGCAUUCAUAUCAAGGUAAAAGAACCCAACCCUGGUCUCAAUAUUGUUGCGGUUACAGUUUCGCCCGCAAGUAUAUGCUGGUGCGCUGUUCGGCACCACAGCUUCAGGGCGACGGUACUACAUUUGUAGCAUAUCCUCAAUCCAG